Malus domestica (apple) is the source of this 524-nucleotide messenger RNA. RefSeq lists its product as uncharacterized. Lineage: Eukaryota; Viridiplantae; Streptophyta; Magnoliopsida; Rosales; Rosaceae. The record is from RefSeq and is a predicted model, not a curated record.
CCUAUUAGCUUCCUCUAUAUAUAUGCAUCAAUAAAUUUAAGAAACCUCAGAUUCAGAUUUCUCAUUUCAUACUCUCCCUUUCAAGUUCAAACUUUCACCUGUAAGAUCUUUGAUCACAGCAAAACCAGCAAACAAUCAGAAAAAAAUGAGUGCAGCGUGCAGAGCUUGGAUUGUGGCAGCAAGUAUUGGAGCAGUUGAGGCACUCAAAGACCAAGGAGUCUGCAGGUGGAAUGGGGUUCUGAGAUCAGUCCACCAACAUGUCAAGAACAACAUCAGAUCCUAUUCCCAAGUCAAGAAACUCUCCGACUCUUCGUCUUCUGCAAUUUCUAUGAAGAUGCAGAGAUCACAGGAAGACAAGUUGAGAAAAGUCAUGGAAUUGAACUGUUGGGGUCCUAAUACCAUAAGAUUUUAGAUUCUAAUUAUGUAAUUUAGAUUUAGGGUUUAUGAGUAUUGGAUUAUAUGUCAUCCCUUUUAUCAUGAGAAUUAAACGACUUAUUUCAUUGCUCAUUGUCAUUGGAUAAAAA